This is a messenger RNA of Solanum pennellii, 2429 nucleotides long. RefSeq lists its product as uncharacterized. The transcript has 2 exons. The record is from RefSeq and is a predicted model, not a curated record. Bases 1130 to 1963 code for a protein of 277 amino acids. Lineage: Eukaryota; Viridiplantae; Streptophyta; Magnoliopsida; Solanales; Solanaceae.
CCUUUCCCCUCCAACAGAAGAGACCCAGAAGCUCAUCCCCAGAAAUUCGUUGAAAUCCAACUUCCUGAAAGAACGAAAAUCGCAGCCACGCGCGUAGCCAAGCUCACUCACGCCACCUUCACACUCAGCUGGACGACCCAGAACGUAUAACAGGCUGGCUUUUCAGUCUUGCCAGUCGCGAGUUGUCCUUGCCUGUGUGAGAUUGCUCCACGUCUUUCCCCAAGGACAAUCAAUCCAUACCGACCAUUCCGUCCCCUUUCCCAUUUUGGAAUGGGUUGAAAAUCCAAGAAAAGUCUGUUUCGCCAAAAGGAUGAAAGGAAUUUGAAGUUUGAAUUUGGAGUGGGCCUCGUUCCCAUCCGUUUUCUACCCUUUUUCCCUCCCAAAUGAACCCUAGGUCCUUGCUAUAAAGCUUCCUUUUCUCUUCCGUUAAAAAAGGGGGGGGGAUUUUAUUUUUUAGAGUUGUGGUAUUGUUUCUUAGAAAAGGGGAGGAUUGGAAAAAAUUGUGAACUCUUUGAAAAGAAAGACACUAAGCUACCAACGGUAUACAUGUCUAUAUAAAUAUUUGAACAUAGGUUUUUUUUUAAGAAAAAAUUUGGUGAGAGUCUAGACUUUGCUUGUGUUUUCGCUCGUUUCUUUGUUCAUCGGAGUUUUUCGGAGUCUUCGGGUUUCGCGAAGUUCGUGCUUGGUGUCGGAAGAAGAUCGUUGUUCCGCUCUGCUCGUUGUUGCCUCAUUUUCGCUGCAUAUGAAAAGGAUGAAUCCGACACACGAGCCUUUGAAAACAAGGAUGGUUACUAUCCCUGAUCCCUUCCUCAAAGUAUGCUGGAGGUUCAUGAACAACGACGAUAAAAUGAUCGUUCAGAAACACAUUGGUUACCUUCCGUCGCUGCUAGAGAUGAAUGCUUGGCCUGGCCUAAUUGGGACGAUGGUGAAAUUCUAGGAUAGUGAGAACAUGGUCUUUCGGUUUGGGGAAGUGGAGUUGACGCCAACUAUAGAAGAAGUUCUUAUCAUCUAUGAAAGUGUCUCCAUGUGCAACAAAAGGAAGCAACAUCCAGAUACAGAUCUCCUAAAUCCCAUAAUAUUGGAUUUCGCCAAAGAUAGAAAAAAGUUGUCAUUGGUUUAAGCCAAGUGGAUGGACAAGCUCCCUAGCCCAAAUAUACCUUUUAGAAAACUAUAUUAUUGGUUCGGGCGUGCAAGGGCUUAUGAAAAAUAUAAAGACGAGUUCGUUUCAAAAGAAAAAUGGAAAGAGACGCGUCCCCUCGCAUUUGCAAUAUGUUUGCUCGCAACGAUGGUUUUCCCUCAAGGGCCAAAAUACACUAUUCAUCCUAGUGUUUUUAUGGUCACUCAUGACAUCUUUUAUGGAGUGGAUUAUAAAACAUCAACGAAGUACUACACUUUAGCGCCUAUGAUUCUGGUCGACAUCUAUAGGGCUUUAGACAAGUGUCAGAGCGGAGAACGUUUUUAUCAAGGGUGUAAUUUGAUACUACAGUGGUGGAUGAUGCGACAUUUCAUCAAGACUCAUAAUCCCAAAGAACUAGAUCCCCUAAGGUGGUCAUACGAGCUACAUGGUCAUGAUUGGUGGUUGUAUCACAAUCAUUGUAAUAAGACUAGAGGAGAGAGUUUUUGGUAUCCGAGGCUUCGAGGGCUGAGAGAGGAAGACGUACAAUGGUCAAUAGAUAGUUUGGUGAUAACUAAGAAUAUGGUGGUUCGAACAGAAAAGGUCCCUUAUUUGGUAUUUGCUGGGUUAAGAGGGACUAGACCAUAUGCUUCCGGUCGAGUUUUGAGACAACUAGGAGGGAAACAAGAGUUGCCCCAGAUCGCAGAUAUGAUGAAAUUUGCAACUUACCAUGAGAAUGGACGAGUUGCAUUUGCUGAAGACAUGUAUAGGAUGUGGAGAUCCCGAAGAGUGUUGGGUGAACCUGUACCAAACAGGUUUCGUCCAGAAUAUUCGAGGGAGUACAAAUAAUGGUUGAAAAAGAGUCUCGCUGGAACUAUUGAGCUUGGUCCAAACGUUCCUCACAUUAUUGCAGAUGUUGGACCCAAACAUCAAGUCCGACUUCACCGACUUCAAGAGAAGUUUGAUAAGAAUGAAUUAGAGCAUCGACGUCGUCACUCAGAAGACGCCAAAGUCAUAGCUCGAUUGAAACAAGAACUACGAAGAGCCAGGCAGUGCAUGGCAGAGUUAGAUGAUAGCAUGGAACAACAGAUUCAGUCGAUAGAGGGGUUCAGACAUCAAGAAGGAGCUUGAUUGGCGAGAGAUCAUCUCUGGGCGAACAGAUAUGCUAUGUAGGAAGAGGUCAAAAUCGCCAAGAGGACCAGACUUGAUGAAGGAUCAGAGGAGGCUUGAGUUUUAUUUACCAUACCCUGCGUGGGACUGCUUUAUUUUCAGAACUAUUUCUUUAUUUUAUGUUUAUCAGACAUUUUGGAUGCUA